This is a messenger RNA of Glycine soja, 2209 nucleotides long. Its product is annotated as nucleobase-ascorbate transporter 1-like. The record is from RefSeq and is a predicted model, not a curated record. The transcript is spliced from 13 exons. NCBI's taxonomy places the organism in Eukaryota, Viridiplantae, Streptophyta, Magnoliopsida, Fabales, Fabaceae. Bases 89 to 1858 code for a protein of 589 amino acids. Gene Ontology annotation, cellular component: membrane. Gene Ontology annotation, biological process: transmembrane transport. Gene Ontology annotation, molecular function: transmembrane transporter activity.
UAAUAACUAGCUUAUCGAUCACAAUUGAGGCUGUUAUGUUACACUUCCACACACACUUCACUUUCCAUUAUUUGACUAAUAAAUAUUUAUGCUUUUGCUCACUUUAUUGUUGCAGUUUACUUUGUUGAGAAUUCUUCUUCACCUUCUUCCUCAUCAUCCUUUCCUUUUUCUUCUUUCGAUACCUCUUUGUUUCUCUUCAAAAGCCACGACAAUGGCAGACAUUACCCAUCUCCCUAUGGAACAGCUUCAGGACCUUGAAUGCUGCUUAGACUCUAAUCCUCCUUGGGCUGAAGCUAUCCUACUAGCAUUUCAAAAUUAUAUAUUGAUGCUGGGAACAAGUGUGAUGAUUCCAUCAUGGAUUGUUCAUGCCAUGGGAGGAAGUGACGGUGACAAGGCACGGGUAAUACAGACUCUGCUUUUUGUAGCUGGCAUUAACACACUUCUCCAAACGCUUUUUGGAACCAGAUUGCCUACAGUCGUUGGAGGAGGUUCAUCUGCGUAUAUAUAUCCAAUUGCUUAUAUCAUCACUGACUCAUCGUUGCAACAAAUUAGUGACUCUCAUGAAAGAUUUAUACAAACAAUGCGAGCAAUACAAGGAGCUUUGAUUGUAGCAUCAAGUAUUCAGAUAAUCUUGGGUUACAGCCAAGUCUGGGGACUCUUUUCGAGAUUUUUCAGUCCCCUUGGCAUGGCACCUGUAGUUGGAUUGGUUGGAUUAGGAUUAUUUCAACGUGGAUUCCCUGUGUUGGGGGACUGUGUAGAAAUUGGUAUACCAAUGCUGUUGUUAGUAAUUGGUUUGUCACAAUAUCUAAAGCACGUGAGACCAUUUAGAGAUAUCCCUAUCUUUGAACGUUUUCCAGUGUUGAUUUGUGUCCCAUUUGUUUGGAUCUAUGCUGUUAUCUUGACCGCCAGUGGAGCUUACCGACACAAGCCAGACAUAACACAACAUAGCUGUCGAACAGACAGAGCAAAUCUGAUAUCAACUGCCCCAUGGUACCUGAAAAAACCUGUACUAAUUUCUUCUGAUAGGUUCAAAGGUUUUGCUGCUUCUGAGGUUUUUUCUUGUUGUUCUAGGUUCAUGUUCCCAUAUCCUUUCCAAUGGGGUCCACCUACAUUUUCUGUUGGCCAUUCAUUUGCCAUGAUGUCAGCAGUUAUUGUCUCAAUGGUGGAGUCAACUGGUGCAUACAUGGCGGCCUCUCGGCUAGCAAUUGCUACUCCACCUCCUGCAUAUGUAUUAAGUCGAGGCAUUGGUUGGCAGGGGAUUGGCGUCUUACUUGAUGGUCUUUAUGGAACAGCGAUUGGUUCCACUAUUUCUGUGGAAAAUGUGGGACUCCUUGGACUAACCCGAGUUGGAAGUCGCAGAGUUGUUCAGAUUUCUGCUGGCUUUAUGAUAUUCUUCUCUAUUUUAGGAAAAUUUGGAGCCGUGUUUGCUUCUAUACCCUUCCCAAUAUUUGCUGCACUGUACUGUAUUCUCUUUGGCCUUGUGGCUUCAAUUGGAAUAUCAUUUCUUCAGUUCACAAACAUGAACUCCAUAAGAAAUCUUAUUAUCAUUGGACUCACACUUUUCCUUGGAAUAUCUGUUCCUCAAUUUUUCAAUCAAUACUGGACUCCCUCGCGACGUGGCCUUGUUCAUACUAAUGCUGGAUGGUUCAAUGCAUUCUUAAAUACCUUAUUCUCAUCACCUCCAACAGUGGGUUUGAUAGUGGCAGUGUUUCUUGACAACACUCUCGAGGUAGAAAGGUCAAAGAAAGAUCGAGGGAUGCCAUGGUGGGUGAAGUUUAGAACAUUCAAAGGAGAUAAUAGAAAUGAAGAAUUCUAUACUUUGCCAUUCAAUCUCAAUAGAUUCUUCCCACCUACUUGAUCUUAAUGAAGAUGAUCAGGCUAGGUAAGAUUUUGUUGGAGUUGCACAUUCCAGCAUUCAUGAGUUAGGACUAACAAAAGCUACCAUCCAAUUUUUUUGUGGACCGCAUGUGAAAUCUUGGUCCAACAAUGGAUUCUAAUGCAUUGGGUCCAUGCUCCCUAGAUAUAAUAAUUGCUAGUGCUAAUGAGUAAUGAGUUCUGUUCCAAGAUUUUCAUGCCUCGACAACUGAAUUUAGUGAAUUUACUGUAUAGAUUUCUAUAAUUGUCCUUCUGACUAAGCAUCUUUUGUUUACGUACGAUUCUUGAUAUUUCAUGUGCAAACAUUAAUAGAUAGCAGAGCAGGUUUUGCAUU